AUGGACACUGACAAUAUCAAAGAAGAAGGGCUGCCUUCAGUGAACCCCAUAAAUGAAAUACCUCAAUGUUCUAAAGCGCAGGCCUGGCAGCUUGUCCGCCAAUGCGUGGCUGAAAUGCUAGGAACUGGACUGCUUUCCUUCGCCGCCCUUCGUAUGACUGAGAUUGACAGCGCAAGCCUUCCAGCCGCCGUUGUCGUUCCCUCGUCACUGGCACUGGCCAUCUGGUUGGCUGGUCCAAUCAGCGGCGGACACGUGAAUCCUUCAGUUACACUGGCACUCACUCUCUGCCGCAUUGUCUACUUCGUCUAUCUGCCCAUUUAUUGGGCAGCUCAAUUUGCGGGAGCCUUCGCCGGAUCCGCUAUCGCGCAUGCCUUUCUUGACGGCAGUACUGAGCCCUUGGGUCCACCUAGUGGCAAUGGGACGGCGUUGGGCAGUACGCCACUGCAGGUGCUUUCAGAGUACCUAGCCAGCACCAUCUUCAUCACCAUCGUGCUCGUGUCGGCUGACUCUCGCCGCCCCGACACCUGGUCAGGUUUCGGCUUUAAUAGUUGUCUAGCCAUCGGUUUAAUGGCCAUGGUCAACAGAGGGGUAUUUGUAAGUGUAUGCUUUCGUAAUGGAAAUUACAACCAGUGCUACCGUCCAACGUUAAGUAGCCAUUUUUUAUAAUUUUAAUUAUUUUUGCAUUAUCAGAACUGCGAUCUUUUUUAGAUCAUAAUGUUCUGAAGAAAACAGGACAACACUAAACCUCUCGCAAAUAAAUUACUAUUAACCCGGAUUUUAAUCUUCGCGUAGAAUGCACGGUUUAGUCAGAUGCCAGCUUAUACGUAAUGCGCAUGUGUUCAAGCGGACGAGACAAUUAUUGUUUAACAGUUCCGUAUGGACAGCUGCAUAUCUCUGGGUACCUACAACACUGCAGUUAUUGUACGCAUAAUUUUCAUGCUUAUUUGUUAAUUUUCAAAGAGGAUAUCAACUGACAAAAAUAGCUGCUGAACAGGGGGAAGUGUACGCAUUUGUUAUAAAUACUUAUUAGGGGUUUUCAGAAAGACUACAUUGAGCACGGCGUAUAAAAAUGUACAUGCACAACACACGGCGUAAAUCAGAUGCAAUGAGAUAAUAUUGUGAUUCUUUUCGAACCCGGAUAUUCCCGUCGCCUUAGAGUAUGUCGAUGAUGGAAAAAAUGAUUUAGUGAACUAAAGUUACUUUGGAACAACAUUCAUCAGCUUCCGGAUCAUGGCUAUUCGUAAUGGCAGAGGGAGUCCCGAAGCGCGUAUCGCCUAAUUGGUGUCAGUUCUGUUUAACGCCCUUUUAAAAAGACUUUGGGGAAUACCUAAUCGCAUCGAAAUUUGUGGACAGAUUUAGGAAGAAGCUUCCGUACGCAAGCUGGUCCACACCAAACUCAGGCACAUUUGACCUUUGAGUACUGAGUCUCAGGGCUCUUGCUUCUGUAUCACGGCUCUGCAGCGGCAGACUCUAUUAGAAAUAAUCAAUUUCAUAUGGGGAGACGGAUUACAUCGAUCUAUUUGUGCGGCAUAACAGAAUACUCGCAGCAUUUUUUUCGAAAUGUACACGUGCUACCUUUUCGUCAAGUUUCCGUCUUUAUUUUUCUUUCGCACUCCAACUGGUCCAUCCCCAAAACAUUUAUGCAUCUAUAAUGUUUCAAGCAAUAAAAAUUCUAGCUGUGAUUAUGAACAAAACAAUCAUGUGAGAAAGAGACAGAGCUGACUGCGGCAGAGUUAUGGUGUUGCUAGUGUUUCGGACAACUCCAUCAGCGCACGUCUAGCACUUCCUUUGCCAUUAAUGUUGGGAGUGUCUACACUCCCAGAAACAAGAGCCAGCCAAUCACUGGAGGUUGAGUGCUCCUUUUCUUGCAUGCUGUCAACAUGAUGACGGCAGCUCGCCAUUGGCCGCUCCCAUUAAACCCGAUUGGUUCGUGCUCGCGAAAAAUUGAUCAGCCCGUCUAAAAUUUUAUUCUCGAAGCCCAUUGGACCGACAGCAGGUGAACCCCAAUCGGGUGUUAUAAAUACGCAUUAUUUUCCCAGUUAGAGCGGCUUUCUGGUUUCUAAUGCAUUUCUCAUGGCUGGUCGUUUCCUCCUGCUUUGCCGUGUCGGUAUCGGAAACAGUAGUCAAGUGCGCAUACGAUCCGCAUGAUUCUGAGUGCCAUGCCGAGUCAUAAAAAUUAGAUACACAAAGACCGAAACAGGACAGUUACACUGAGCUCAUAAAAACUGAGCAAACCCAGCUUAACGGGGAAUUCACCGGAAUGGGAGUCAGAAGUCGAACCAUCCUCUAUUGGGGUGACAACACAUAACGCAAGAACCUGUCAGACCACCGAAACACCUGCCAAAACUGAGGCGGCGAAAGAAGAAAAGGCUCACUUAGUCCAAAGCCGAUUGGCUGCGCUGGAUUUUUCAAAUUCCGCCUCAAACAAUUUGAUAGUGGGGAUUCAACCAAGUACUCCCAAACGUCAGCAACAUCCCAAGUCUGUUCCGGCGAACUUUCUCUCUUUCUCAUAUCACCGCCCUGGAACGCAUCCCUAUGAACCUGAACCCAGUCAGAUACAGACCGAAGUGGACGGUUUUCGGCAACCACAUGCAGACGGUGGUUUAUCUGGCGUGUUAUCGAUUCAUGCCCAUUUAUAUAGUAAUCUCUUAAAGCCUGUAAUUACACUUUGAUUCCUCUGAUGACUAUCAUGAGGAUUAUGUUAUGUAUUUUUAAUAAAUAUUGUAUGAUUAGUUCUCCUAUUUAAAGUAGAUCUUCGCGGGCAGCGGCUUGUAAUUUAACCAAAACUCCCAUUCUAGAGAGGUUUGGUUAAGUUUUCUAAGUAGGAUGAACACCUGAGCAUUCGGCUCUACUAAAAGGUGCAUUUGCGAGAUCCAGUAGAUGUUUCAUCAAGGCGCGUAUGGCAGAUUUUAUAAGUACAACAUCACUUUGUCACACUGAAUGUGCUGUAGAAAAAAUUCCUUAAAAUGAAACUGUUUUUGAAAAGAAUUGUUGCAAAAAUUGGAAUUAACCUCACUCAUUUCAUUUACGUGUAUUUAAAGGGUGCACAAUUUCCAUGUGGAUUCAACCCAGCGGUAUUUCUGGCUCCGUCAGUCAUACAGGGUAAAUAUGUCAAUGUUUUGGUAAGCUGUUCAGUGAAUUGUAAAUUCCAAUAUCCCUAAUGUCUCAAUGAUUACACUUUCUGCAGUCAUUUAGACAUACCUGUCUAAAAUGUUAGCGUAUUGCUGACGAUCUUCAUAAAUUCACUUAGAAUGUGUGGUUUACAAAUUACUAUGGCAGAGAUUUCGCAUGAGAACCAAUCGUACGUAAGGACUGAUAAGUACAGUGGACCUACUCCUCACCCUUGGCGGUGCAAGGAAUUUACAGCGUUGAAGGAUAAAAUUUUAUUUUUAUAUCACCCCCUGCGGCCAGUUUUCAGUGCUUGUCGAAAGCAUACACCGAGUGAAUGUAAACAGCAUGACGUUCUGUCUUGUUUGCAGAUUCACACUUUCGUUCCAUUUCUGGGAAGUAUCACUGCGGCUCUUCUUUUUCAACUGAUCCUCUGUCCAGACGCUGGACAAAGAAGGACAGUGAAAUUCUUUACAAGUCGCCGGUUUCAACACCAUCGGGACCAUAGAUUUCACUCAGACACUGACGCUGCGCCAUAAUGGUAGUACCGGCAGCAGAUAUGCGCUGGACGUCUCACUUUACUCUUGUCAGAAAUAUUAUCUUGCAGAAGUAAUGUUGUUCUUGUACUGUUUCACACAUAUCAUGAAUACACCUCGAUUUUUUCCGACGAGCCUUCUAUCUUCUUCAUAUACACAUAUAUCGUAGACGGAUAUCAAUGUUUAGACCCCUCGUUUUAAACAAGUAUCACACUAAUAAAGACCAAUUACAUCAAACCCUGUUGUCUUCCAUAGUCUUUGGUUACUGAAAUGGACGGAAACCUCCUUUUCUUUGGAUGCCAGAAGACCUCAAUUGUAGACGGUUACCACUGGAAUGUCCUCAUACUGCCUUAAAUUGCCUUGUGCAAUUAAACGCCGACUUUCGGGUUUUGCACGGUAAACUACUGCCAGACCAAUUGGGUAAAGGAUCCAUAUUUUGUAUAUGGUGUGUUUUAUGUGGGAGGGCUACACCCGAUUUUCGCACGUUUUGGAUGAUUGAUAGUUCGACCAUCGUAUUCGACGAUGUCCACCGUGUGCUCCACAGCAAGAUGAAGCAGACAGGUUGACUUGCGGGUGAAUUAGUUUAUAUUGAUAACAGACUUGCGCAGCAUCUACCGCACUCUCUCCUCCUAGCCACCUGGGCGCGGAGGAGGCGGGGAGUGGCGUGGCCGAACCCAUACCUGGGCGUUCCACUUCACACCCCCUGGUCCACAACAAACACUUGGACAGGAAUUUGUCCAGCAACAACAGAAAGGACUUGGAUGACUGGACAGCCCUGCACACGACCUGGAUACCCAGCGAGAGCGCAAGCCCAUCUACCGCCAGAGCACAGGGAAACCGCCAGCGCACACCAGGCUGCGAGGGCACGUUUGGAAUUGUGAAAAUAUAUACAUAUAUAUCGUAGACGGACAUCAAUGUUUCAACCCCUCGUUCUAGACAAGUAUCACACUCAAUAAAGACCGAUUACAUUGAACCCUGUUGUCCUUGGUUACUGAAAUGGACGGAAACCUCCUUUUCUUCGGAUGCCAGAAAACCUGAAUUCCGGAUUGUCACCAAUGGAAUGUUCUCAUACUGCUUUAACCUGCCUUGUGCAAUUAAAUACAGACUUUCGGGUUUUGCAUGGUAAACUACUGCCAGACCAAUUGACUAAAAGUUCCAUAUUUUUAGAUGAUGCGUUUUGCGUGGAAGGACCACAACCGAUUUUGCACGUUCUGGAUGAUUAAUAGUUUGAUCGUCAUGUCCAACGUGUGCUCCACAGCAAGAUGAAGCAGACACGGUGACUUGCACGUGAAUUAGUUUAAAGUGAGAGUAGACUUGCGCAGCAUCUACCGCACUCUCUCCUCCUUGCCACCUGGGCCCACUGUCAUGAAAGAGUCCAGAACACCGGGGACGGGCAGGGCGCAGGGGAGUGGCGUGGCCGGACCCAUACCUGGGCGUUCCACUCCACACCCCCUGGUCCACAACAAACAAUUGACCAGGAAUUCGACCACCAACAACAGAAAAUACGUGGGUGACUGGACAGCCCUGCACACGACCUGUAUACCUAGCGAGAGCGCCAGGUUUCGAAGAACUGUCAUUGCACACCAGGCUGCGAGGACACGUUUAGAAUACGAGGAAGGGAAGCGCUUGUAAAGCGGAUAAUGAAUGCGAGAAUAUGGCAGGCUAGCAAGAACAGCAGGUGAAGUGUAUUCGCCUGCAGUUAAUAGUCAGCAACUGGCAGCUACAGAUUGGGAGGGCUUUCUGAACUGCCACGCCUGGGAAGACAGAAUUAGUAGGACAGUAUUUUUGUGUCCGGCUGUGUAUGAUCACAGCAAAAGGCAGCUUCGGCAUUUGUUCAACCCAGCUGAGUGGUAGCUGUUGCUGAAUCCAGAACUCUGGUUACUCAUCUUCUCCUCCUAACUUCUUAUCAGGAAAACUCCUCCUUGUUGGUCGUAACGUGUUGACUAGUAGUAGCCCCAGCGUAAUGUCAAGAUGUCUAAGUCUGGCCUUAAGCAUCCCUGAAGCCCAUUUUCUCCGUCCGUUUGAUAAUAAUGGACUAACAGCUUCAGGGUACACUGUGGCGCCUCCGCUAAGUGCAUCAAUCAUUCAGUCAUUAAUUUACGGACCUUAGACACAGACCAAACGCUUUACGGAAAAGUCUAUGCUUUGACGCCAGUCGCAUGCCCUUUACCCCGGUUUGUGGGUGGAGCCUUGUGUCCUUGAGACUACUAAUAGGAACAGGCCUGUGAUCCGACUUUGACCACUACCAACAAUUGGGCCGGACGUAGACCGUAAGUAAUAAAAGUCGAAACAAUCAGCCGCACUAAAUACCUGAUGUUAUUCUGCCAUAUAGGCAAUAUUCGCAUGCAUCGUUACUUCGGCUGCAUUAAUAUGACUCCAAAAGUCAACAUUUCAAAUUCAGAUAAAGAACGGUAGCCGAUUUGCAAACUUCAUGACAAAACACUUAGUACCAUACGCAUUUUUACUUAAUGGGAUUUCGUGUAAGGCAACUCGGGUCCUGGAUGUACUUAGAGCACCAGAAGUGCCAGGGUAUCUUUAGGUUUUCAAAAAGUUUUCCGAUUCCCGAGUAAUGUUGAGUCAGAUCAGCUUUUGCACUAGACUUUAACGAUUUCAGCCGACAAGGCGCAUGCUUUCCGCAUAAGGAAAAUCGUAUAUUCCUCUAUGCCGUUAAGAAUAUACCGUGUUGCGUUCACAGAAUUUCGCAAUGGAUGCGGCCAACGUAGUAUGUCUUACAAGGAACAUUAAUAAACGUACGGGUACGGUGUUGUACGAGUGGACAGUGCACGCUCUUAGAACUCCUAUAAUUAGAAACUUUUUAAAACCGAAAGAUAUCCUUUCCGUAAGUAGAAAUGUGACGACAACCUGAUUCUCUACCAACCAAGUAAAAGAAAGCAUAUUUUGUACAUAUUUCCUAGGAAAUCUGUUUGAAUUUAUAAGACCAUCGAAAAUCAAUGUGUAAAAUUCCUACUACAUAAUUCGUCAUUCUUACCGAGUGCGGUUUCUGUAGAAGGUUAAAAUGUCGUGCAUUCAAAAGCCGACAUCCUGGCGAGUCCGAACUACCAUAGGAUUAUAUCGCAUGUUAAUCAGUACUGCAAGCCGACCUAAGUGUAUCAAUACUAUUGUGUCCAUCGGAUGCGGCUAGAUAACCACAUCUUACCACACGUUCUUCUAAAUGCACCUCUGGAAUAACAAGCUUCGCUUCUAUCAUUGAAAAGAGUCAGUGCAUAGUGCUUCAAUGAACGCACGGCCAGAAAACGGCGAUCUAUGAAGGGUGACGAUAGGGCAUGUAACUUACUCAUAUUUUCUAGGUGGGUGUGGUAUGGCGCCAAGGCACAAUGGGACGAGUGAGUUCCGUAGCGCGAUCGCUGAGCGCCCAUCUACCAGUGUAUAUACCCCAUCACAUUCGACAGUGCAGCGAGUUCUUGGCUCAAAGGUUAGUACCUUGGACUUCUAGCCGACAGGUUGCGGGGUCGAGUCCCAGGGUUUGCGCACCUCCGAGUCAAGUACGGCUGCCUUAAGACGGCUAAUAAGCUAGAAAUGGCCAACCCAUUCUCCCCUGUCUUUGUCAACAACGCUAUGCUGUGGGUCACAACAGCGUAGGUCAAGGAGUCAUCUGGUACGCAGAUUUUGAUCUUCGUCAGCGUUACUGACGUCAAGUUGCCCGGAUCUGGUUGAUGGUUAUGGUAAGGGAUACAGCUGGAUGUAGGGUCAGUAUUGGGAGUUGGAUUAUUCCUAGGGCCGCGGUUGUCAGGCUUGGUGUGUAGUCUGCAUUUGAAUUUGCGUCUGGGUUUGCGGCUGAGACUGGGGUUGGGGCUUAGAAUUAGGGUCAUGAGUUUGAGUUGGAGAUUAAAGGUGUAGGGUUAGGGUUGCGACUGCGUUCGGGCUUUCCCUAAAUGCUCACGGAUUACAAGUUAGGGUCAGAAGAGUCUGUAUGGCAAAAGGCAGACAAAUUAGUCAGGUGGUGCGCGAAUUUUGAUCUUCACUAGUCUUAUUGACGUCAAAGUUGUCCGGAUCGGGUGGAGGGUUAGAAUGAGGUAUGCGGUAGGAUUUAGAGGUAGUAUUAGGAGUUGGGUUAUUCCUAGUGCCGAGGUUGUCAGGCACUGGUUGCAGUCUGGAUUUGCGGCUGAGAUUGGGAUUGGGGUUAAGAAUUAGGGUCAUGAUUUUGAGCUAGGAUUUUGGAUUUUUUGUUGGAGAUUAAAGGGCUAGGGUUGGGGUUGGGUCGUAGUACUGUGAUAGGGCGUGUUUCAUGGGGUUGCGAAUGCUGGGCUUUGCGCGUGGAGGACGAGAGAACACUGGAGGUAUGUGAUCACCACUGCUUGAGGACCAUCCUUCGAGUGAAGUUCACCGACUUCGUCUCAAAUGAGACAGUCCGCGCUAGCUGCGACAAAAUCGCAAGUAUAACCCACGCCAUCCAAGAAAGUCGACUGAAGUGGUUCGGGCAUGUUUUUCGUCGUCCACCUCAGGAGCUCAGUGUUACUGCCCUCGAUCCGGGACCGUUGCCCAACUGGAGACGUGGAAGAGGGGGUCAGUUCAAAACCUGGCUGGACACUGCUCGUCAAGAGAUGGAGGUGGUUCUUGGACCUUGGGUAUUCGGUCUCCGUCGUUGGAGAAGGGAACGGGUUGAACUGUCCAGAUCUGCUGCCGCGGAUCAUCACGCGUGGAGAGGUAGAGUUUGGGACGUCAUUGAGGCCGGCUAG
Messenger RNA from Spirometra erinaceieuropaei, 8341 nucleotides. Lineage: Eukaryota; Metazoa; Platyhelminthes; Cestoda; Diphyllobothriidea; Diphyllobothriidae. The record is from the annotation of a GenBank genome assembly.